AAAAAAGAAGAAGAAGAGAAAUGCAUAUAGUAAAAUUGAGAAGCACUGUACUACGAAAUAUACAUAUAUCAGAGAAUCAAAGCGAAAGGUUAAAGGUGCGUUCGAGGUUUAGUGUGAAUGCACGCGAGCCCACGUGAGGUGGCCAGCGCAGGUGUGAUCGUACCUUUAGCGCGAGUGGGUGGCCAGAGGGGGAUGGCUUAUCGACCAGGAUGCUCUAGGCUCCAGAAGCUCAGUAUUCGCGGGACCACCACCCCGUCGAAGCGAUCUCCUCGUCCAACCGGGAUAUAAACGAACAGUGCUUGCUUACAACUUCUUGUUCCAUCGUUAUAUCACACCGAUGUACCGUUCAUCGUGAGAACGAGCCUUCUUCUCACCUGUCACCGGUUCUAUCCCCCUCGCGAAUCGACGUCUCUUCAACGGAAGCUUUCGUCGAACGCAAUAGUCAAAAUGAUCACGGCGUUGCCAGUACCCUCGGUGAAGGUCUUCCACAAAACCUAUUACCAGGAGAAAGGAUCCAGGAUAGGGAACAGUCAACCUGGAAGCCCUUUGGCCGAGAGUGAAGCAGUGCUGGCGUUAGUUGAUAAGGAACCCCCGGAAUAUUACUUCUGCGGCAAGGUCAAUUCGUUGCACGUGGUGGUCGGUUCAUUGCUGCUGGGCGCAGUGGUGUUGGUUGUAGGCUUGGUGCAACUCGCGCCCGGGGCAGAAGCUGCACAAAACUCGACCGCUCUCAUCGUCGUUGGAUGUAGUUUGCUCGUGGUCGGUGUUUUCCUCGCGCCCCUCAGAGCGCUGUGCAUCAAGAGACAGAAGGCUGCGCAGAAGGAUGGGACGCAUCAAAGAAGCGUCACCAGUAUAGACAUGCUGUUGGCUCAACACAGAGAUUUCACGGUCCUGACGCCGGACGAGUUGGAAGACCUUGUAGGCCGGCCGACCUCCGCUCUCGAGAACAAAAUCCGCAAACAGGGCCAGAAUACCUAGGUAUUGCCGGCCUCGAAGAAGGCCCAUCCAUCCUCGCCAUCGUGCUCGAACACGCCAUCGUCAUCGACGUCGCCAGGAACUAGCUCAUCCAUUCUCUACACUCAUCGUUACGACUCUCGUGAACACAGUCUGGUUUAAGCAAGAAAAGAAAGGAGGGAAAAUAAAGAAAAAGAAAAAAAAUAGAAAAUGGAAGAUAAAUACAAGAAAAAAACAAACAGACUGGCGUAUCGUGUCAGUUCGUUCGAUUUUUUAGACAGAAAAUUCAAUUCUUGAUGCACGCCGAACGAGUGCAACACCCGUUUCCUUCUACGAAGGUGCGUACACGCUUGCCUUUAUCUUGGUGCAAGGCGAAAGUUGAGAAAGGGAGAUAAUAAAAAAAAAAAAAAAAAAUAAUCCUUGAAAUUUUAGAAAUUUCACGGGCGCAAAAACGAGACAUUGUAUGAGUUUUGUUUUUUAGUUGAUAAGCACUCGCGAUAGGAAAUCGCCUAAAAUAAAAAAAAAA
Apis florea (little honeybee) is the source of this 1477-nucleotide messenger RNA. RefSeq lists its product as uncharacterized. The record is from RefSeq and is a predicted model, not a curated record. Lineage: Eukaryota; Metazoa; Arthropoda; Insecta; Hymenoptera; Apidae.